AUGAUGGCGUCCGGCGGCGAGCCCCCAGCUACGAAGGUCGUCCUCCUUCUCGUCCCCCGCGUGGACGCCUCCUUCCACGCCGCUCUGCGCGAGCGCUUCCACGUCCUCGACUUCUUCGCCUCCUCCGAGCGCUGGCCGCUCCCGGCCUUCCUCGCCGCCGCAGCGGCCGCUCCGGAGCCCCCUCGGGCCGCCAUCGUCGUGGGGGCGGGGCUGAUCCCCGUGGACGCCGCGUUCCUCGACGCAGUCCCGUCCCUCCGCUGUGUCAUGUGCCUGGCGGCGGGCGUGGACUUCAUCGACCUGGACGAGUGCGCGCGCCGCGGCGUGGUCGUCGCCAACUCCGGCAGGGUGUUUUCCGCCGACGUCGCCGACCACGCCGUGGGCCUGCUCAUCGACGUGCUCCGCCGCGUGUCGGCUGCCGAGCGGUUCGUCCGCCGCGGCCUCUGGCCGGUGCAGGGGGACCACCCGCUCGGCUCCAAGAUCGGUGGCAGGCGUGUCGGCAUCGUCGGCUUGGGGAACAUCGGUUCACAAAUCGCAAAGAGACUCCAAGCUCUCGGCUGCACCGUCUGCUACAACUCUAGAACACGCAAGGAUUCGGUCCCUUAUAAAUACUUCACCAACGUUCACGACCUCGCGGUGGAAUCCGACGUGCUCGUCGUCGCGUGCGCGCUGAACAAGGCGACGCGGCACAUCAUAAGCAAGGAUGUCCUGGAGGCGCUAGGAAAGGACGGGGUCAUCGUGAACAUCAGCCGCGGUGCGAACGUCGACCAGGCAGAGCUGGUCAGGGCGCUGAAGGAGGGCAGGAUCGCAGGUGCCGGCCUCGAUGUCUUCGAGAACGAGCCCGGAGGGCCCGGCGAGCUCUUCGCCAUGGACAAUGUCGUCAUGACGCCUCAUGUGGCGGUUUUCACGGCGGAGUCCAUGUCGGACCUGCGCGACCACGUCGUUGCUAACCUUGAAGCCUUCUUCUCCGGUGAGCCGUUGCUUACGCCGGUGCUUCCCCACUCACCGGUAAAUUAG
Messenger RNA from Miscanthus lutarioriparius, 1014 nucleotides. The record is from the annotation of a GenBank genome assembly. NCBI's taxonomy places the organism in Eukaryota, Viridiplantae, Streptophyta, Magnoliopsida, Poales, Poaceae.